CCAAUAAUCACAGCUUCAUAGCCUUUCUCCCUUACAUCCCCUUCAUCCCACUCACUCGCUGCUGCUGCUGUUGAAGGUUACCGCUGUUGAAGACUGCUACCGAGGUUACCGCCGUCGAAGGUUCGCUGCCGUCGAAGGUUCGCCGCCGUCAAAGGCUCGCAGUCGUCGAAGGCUCGCCACUAUCGAAGGCUUUGCCGUACUCUGACGUCGCCGAACUGUGUAGGUUCUACCACCAUCGUCGAAGAUUAUGAGAACACUUCUCCUUUAACUGGAAAAGAGAAGAACCCUAAGACAUCUGGUAACGAUUGCUUGUACGUGGAGAGAGCAUCUGGGGUUCUUCCAUCAUCAGUGGCCAAGGGAGAGAAACUUUUGGAAAGCAUUGGUGGCAUAUUCUCCAGAAUUUGAAAACCAAUAAUAAUGGUGCAAUAACUUGCUCUGUUGUUUCUGAAGUUGCUGCCACCAUGCCUUCAGUGCAUCGGGGAAACUUCCCCAAUCGUCAAACACAAUUCUCUGCUCGGAGGCAGAAGAUAAUGCAACAGAAGAAGUCCCUUCCGAUUGCUUCAGUUGAGAAAAGAUUGGUUGAAGAGGUUCGGAAGAACGAUGUGUUGAUUAUUGUUGGUGAAACUGGAAGUGGAAAGACUACUCAGAUUCCACAGUUUCUGUUUGAUGCUGGAUUUUGCCGCGAUGGAAGGGUUAUUGGGAUAACACAACCUAGACGUGUAGCUGCUGUCACUGUGGCAAAAAGAGUUGCUGAGGAGUGUGGUGUUGAGUUGGGUCAGAAGGUUGGGUAUUCUGUUAGAUUUGAUGACGCUACUUCUGCCUCAACAAGGAUCAAGUACAUGACAGACGGUUUACUUUUGAGGGAAGCAUUGUUAGAUCCAUAUCUUUCUAAGUAUUCUGUUAUAAUUGUUGACGAGGCACAUGAGAGGACUGUUCACACUGAUGUCUUGAUGGGCUUGCUAAAGAACGUACAACUAGCCCGGUCAAGUUCUGCCAGUGAUGGUCAAGGCCUUAUUUUUGGAAAAGAGAAUUCGAAGAAAGUUAUGAUGUCAGAGAAAGAAAAUGAUCAGAGUGGCCGUUUUCAUAAGAUGCCCCGCCAUGAGAAGUAUGCUCCGUUGAAGUUAAUCAUCAUGUCUGCAAGUCUUGAUGCCCGGGCUUUCUCUGAAUACUUUGGUGGUGCGAAAGCUGUUCACAUCCAAGGGAGACAGUUUCCUGUUGAUAUAUUUUAUACUCGCACUGCAGAGACAGAUUAUUUGGAUGCUUCCUUGAUAACAAUAUUCCAGAUUCAUUUAGAGGAGGGUCCUGGUGAUAUACUAGUAUUUCUGACUGGGCAAGAAGAGAUUGAAUCUGUUGAAAGGCUUAUCAAUGAGAAACUCCCACAGUUACCUCAAGAAAAUCAGAAGCUUCUAAUUGUACCUAUAUUUGCCGCCCUUCCAUCUGAGCAGCAGAUGCGCGUCUUUGCACCAGCUCCAUCUGGGUUUCGCAAGGUGAUAUUGGCAACUAAUAUCGCUGAGACAUCAGUAACAAUUCCCGGAAUCAAAUAUGUAAUUGAUCCUGGAUUUGUUAAAGCACGUUCCUAUGACCCUGGAAAAGGCAUGGAAUCCUUGAUUAUAGUGCCUACAUCCAAGUCCCAGGCUCUACAAAGAAGUGGGCGUGCAGGGCGUGAAGGACCUGGAAAAUGCUUCCGUCUAUAUCCUGAGAAAGAAUUUGAGAAACUUGAGGACUCAACAAUGCCAGAGAUUAAGCGGUGCAACCUUUCUAAUGUUAUUUUGCAGCUUAAGGCUCUGGGUGUUGAUGACAUACUAGGGUUUGAUUUUAUUGAGAAACCUUCAAGGGCAGCUAUUACAAAAUCAUUGGAGGAGCUAUUUUUGUUGGGUGCCCUAACAGAUAAAUGUCUACUAUCUGAGCCUGUAGGACAUCAAAUGGCUCGACUGCCCUUGGAUCCCAUUUAUUCCAAAGCUCUUAUUUUAGCUAGUGAGUUUAACUGCUUGGAGGAGAUGUUGAUAACUGUAGCUCUGCUGUCUGUGGAAUCCAUAUUUUAUAGUCCUCGUGACAAGUUAGAAGAGGCAAGAACUGCAACUAAAUGCUUCUCAAGUCCAGAGGGAGACCACAUCACUUUGAUUAAUGUGUAUCGAGCAUCUAAUGAUUUCUUGGAGAAGAGAUCAAUGGAGAUGGGUAUAGCAAAGACGGAAAAGGUUUUUAGAAAAUGGUGCAAAGAAAAUUAUGUUAAUAGCCGGUCUCUUAGACAUGCUCGUGACAUUCACAAGCAGAUUAAGGGACAUGUUGAACAAAUGGGUCUUAAUCUUUCUUCUUGUGGAGAUGAUAUGCUUCAAUUCCGCAGAUGCCUAGCUGCUUCAUUUUUCCUCAAUGCAGCUGUAAAGCAGCCAGAGGGGACAUACAGGGCUUUGGCAAGUGGUCAGGUGGUGCAGAUCCACCCUUCUUCUGUAUUAUUCCGGAAAAAACCAGAGUGUGUGAUAUUCAACGAAUUGGUCCAAACUAAUAACAAGUAUGUCCGAAAUUUAACAAGAGUUGAUUACCUAUGGUUAACCGAGUUGGCUCCCCAAUAUUAUGCCAUGCAGAAUUAAAUUCUUGGUGGUUCCACUAAACAGCAUUGGUGUUGUCUCCGAAACACGACGUUUCCGUUCAAUGUCUCUAGUUCCUGUAGUUCAGCAGUGGAGAUUUGUGAGUUAUGCCUUGUAAUCUUCUUAAAAAGUUUUGGAAGUGUCCAACUGCUGAAGUCGGCUAGCGAGCUGAAGAUGUAUUUUGUUAUUUUGAUUUAGUUAGUUAUCUACAUAAGCUAUCUUUUUCAGCCCCAUUUGUAUAUUAGGGUUCCUUUAAACUAACUAUUAUACGAGAAGUUUGUAAUCUUUAGGGUGUUUAUUGUAAUUCUCUAAGUGAAUCUUUCACAUCCAUUUUCUGUUGAUUGCAAAUUUUGUAGUUAUCUGAUAGGCUCAUCUAGUAUAAAGAGAAUUCCUUUUACAAUUUGUUUGUGUUCUUUCUUGUUCAUUUUCAGUUGUUUGUUUCUUUGUUCUUUUUUGGUACUGUGAUCACUUCACAUUUUGGUGGAAAACCAAAAGCAAAGGUGGCCUGACAUCACUGUGAUAACUAGAAUUGAGUUUGGCUAGAAGCAUCAAAUCCAGUGCUUUCCACAGAAAAUGACAAUGGUCGGUGAGUGCACAAUGGGUUCUCUAUUUCUCUACGAGACAAACUAGAGACCAGAUGCUCGCUGGAGAAAAAUGAAUGUGUCAGUUGCUGUUGGUAGACGGCAUCAAGUUACAGUUUUUUAACUGGAGAAUGAUAAUAUGGCAAAUAAUGCUUGAGAGAUUGAUUCAUCUCUUAGCUGACUCUUUAUUUAUGAUUCCUUACAUCAAAGAUUCAAAAAGAAGAUAAGACUACACCUAGGUGACAAAUAGGUAUCCCAAAAACAUUUUAGCUUUCCUAAGGAUAGACAGAAGAUAAGUUAACCUAUUCUUAUAUGUUAAACUAUUUUAAAAUAUAC
Vigna radiata var. radiata (mung bean) is the source of this 3499-nucleotide messenger RNA. Its product is annotated as pre-mRNA-splicing factor ATP-dependent RNA helicase DEAH10. The transcript has 16 exons. Gene Ontology annotation, molecular function: ATP binding; RNA binding. Gene Ontology annotation, biological process: positive regulation of transcription by RNA polymerase I. The record is from RefSeq and is a predicted model, not a curated record. The coding region runs from base 462 to 2585 and encodes 707 amino acids. NCBI's taxonomy places the organism in Eukaryota, Viridiplantae, Streptophyta, Magnoliopsida, Fabales, Fabaceae. Gene Ontology annotation, cellular component: nucleolus; intracellular anatomical structure.